Messenger RNA from Gekko japonicus, 1407 nucleotides. It is a transcript of the gene PEX5L, whose product is annotated as peroxisomal biogenesis factor 5-like. The transcript is spliced from 10 exons. The annotation marks the transcript as partial. Gene Ontology annotation, molecular function: protein binding. NCBI's taxonomy places the organism in Eukaryota, Metazoa, Chordata, Lepidosauria, Squamata, Gekkonidae. Gene Ontology annotation, biological process: protein import into peroxisome matrix, docking. The record is from RefSeq and is a predicted model, not a curated record. Gene Ontology annotation, cellular component: cytosol; peroxisomal membrane.
AAAAUCCAGUCCACCAGAUCUCCUGAGAAGUCCUCAUUGGAUUUAGUCAACAUUCAGGCGCAGCUAGAGAAAUGGGAUGAAGUGAAGUUUCAUGGAGACAGGGCCAGCAAAGGCUUCCCGGUGCCUGAGAGAAAACCUUCAUCUUCUAGAGCUCCAUCGAAAGAAUUUAUCUGGUCCGCAGAGAACAAAUCCCAAUCGGAAGCGGCUGGCGUCAAGGCUACGGUGGAAUCGGAUUCAGCCUCAGAUUUGGAGUUAGCCCCUGCACCAAAGGCACGACCUACCAAAGAGCAACGCUGGGGAAGCGCCCUCCUCUCACGAAACCAUUCCUUGGAAGAGGAAUUUGAACGAGCCAAAGCAGCGGUCGAGUCAGACACAGAGUUUUGGGAUAAGAUGCAAGCCGAGUGGGAAGAAAUGGCUCGGAGGAACUGGAUUUCCGAUGGCCAAGACGCUCCAGGCCAGGUAGCUGUCUCCAUCAACGAGAAGGGCUAUUAUUUUCAUACUGAAAACCCCUUCAAAGAGUGGCCCGGCCCUUUCGAAGAAGCCCUGAAAAAACUGAAAGAAGGGGACCUGCCCCUCACCAUCUUGUAUCUGGAAGCUGCUAUUCUGCAAGACCCUCAUGACGCUGAGGCCUGGCAGUAUCUUGGUAUAACCCAAGCCGAGAAUGAAAAUGAACAAGGAGCUAUUGUUGCCCUCCAGAGGUGCUUGGAGCUUCAGCCGAACAACCUGAAAGCCCUGAUGGCCUUGGCAGUGAGCUACACCAACACCAGCCACCAGCAGGAAGCCUACGAAGCCCUACGGAACUGGAUCAAGCAGAACCCCAAGUACAAGUACUUAGCCCGCAGCAAGAGAGGGUCGCCGGCCCUGACCAGGAGAAUGUCCAAGGCAGCAGAGGAGAGGUGACUGGCCGUGGCGGGAGUAUUCUGGUGACUGGUGGAGGGGGGACAUUGAAAUGCCAACUGGAUUGUAAGCCAGUUUGAGACUCCUUUGGGUAGUGAAGGGCGGGGUAUAAAUCCAAUCUCUUCUCUCUUCUUCCUUUCUUGUCAGGAUUAUUCUCUGUGGAACCGUCUGGGUGCCACCCUAGCAAACGGGGACCGGAGUGAGGAAGCCGUGGAGGCCUACACGAGAGCUCUGGAAAUCCAGCCUGGCUUCAUCAGGUCCAGGUACAAUUUAGGAAUCAGCUGCAUCAACCUGGGAGCCUACAGAGAGGCCGUCAGCAAUUUUCUCACAGCCCUCAAUUUGCAACGAAAAAGCCGGAAUCAGCAGCAGGUUCCGCACCCUGCAAUUUCAGGUAAUAUCUGGGCAGCUUUGCGAAUCGCUUUGUCUAUGAUGGACCAGCCAGAACUUUUUCAAGCUGCUAAUGUGGGCGACCUGGAUGUUCUAUUAAGAGCUUUCAAUAUUGAUCCCUGA